Carcharodon carcharias (great white shark) is the source of this 1990-nucleotide messenger RNA. RefSeq names its product arf-GAP domain and FG repeat-containing protein 1-like. NCBI's taxonomy places the organism in Eukaryota, Metazoa, Chordata, Chondrichthyes, Lamniformes, Lamnidae. Gene Ontology annotation, molecular function: GTPase activator activity. The transcript has 13 exons. Bases 116 to 1816 code for a protein of 566 amino acids. The record is from RefSeq and is a predicted model, not a curated record.
CAGGGUAAUGGCGGCGCGGCGGCGCCGGCAGUGAGGGUGAGACAGAGACAGAGACAGAUAGAGAGCCCCGGAGAAUCGAGCCGCCGCCCGCCCGCCCCUCACCACCGGCCUCGGCAUGUCGGCCACUGCGCGCCGCAAGCAGGAGGAGAAGCACCUGAAGCUGGUGCGGGAGCUGGGAUCCCGGCCCCACAACCGGCAAUGCUUCGAGUGCGAGCAGCGGGGCCCGACUUACAUCGACAUCACCGUCGGCAGUUUCGUCUGUACCUCCUGCUCCGGUAUCCUGAGAGGCCUCAAUCCCCCACACCGAGUGAAGUCCAUCUCCAUGACAACAUUCACUGAACAGGAAAUUGAAUUCCUUCAGUUGCAUGGCAAUGAGGUGUGUAGGCAGAUUUGGCUGGGCCUCUUUGACUCUCGAUCGUCAGUUAUCCCGGAUUACAGGGAUCCACAGAAAAUCAAGGAAUUCCUGCAGGAUAAAUAUGAGAAAAAGAGAUGGUAUGUUCCUCCAGAACGGGUAAAGGUGUCUGCAGCCACAUCUGCUUCCACUUCCCUUAGCAGCAGGAGCAGCACACCAGAUGUCAAACCGCUGAAGACCCUCAUGGGAGAAUCGACUCCAGCCCUCAACGUCACAAAAAGUGCCAGCCAGGUUGCCAGCCAGGCACCGAUGCAGCAACAGAGUCAGCAGCCGGCAAAGAAGUCACAGCUGGAUCUCCUGGCGGACAUUGGAGGUGAUCCUUUCGCUACCCCAGCGCCCCAGCAUGCUACCACACAGGCCUUUGGGGCCUUUCCUGGCUUUGGAGCUCAACAGACUGCGCACCCGGGUUUCCCAGGCUUCAGUGCAUUCAGUGGCGGAGGUUCGGCUAACGUCGGAAACUUCCCACCGGCCAAUCAAGCCCCUUUCCAGGUUCAGGCCGCAGCAUCAGGUGGUUCGAGCAGCGCUAACUUUGCAAACUUUGAUACCUUCCCAAAAUCUUCCAGCAGUAGUUUCGGAUCCUUCACUAGCUCUCAGGCCACGUCUGUGCCCGCAAGUUCAACGGCUGUCACCGCCAGUAAACAGGCCGCCUCGCAAGCCGACAAAUACGCGGCGCUCGCGGAUUUAGAAAGCAUCUUUAAUGCCCCUAAGUCCACUUCAGCAGGCGGUCAGAUGUCCGGCUUCAGUUUCACCUCUGCGGCGUCGACUGGACAGCCUACAGUCUCAUCAAGCCAAUACACAGGAGCUGAGUACAGCAGCGUCUUCAGUAUGGGAGUGCCUUCAAAUAAUGCCAGUGCUGGCACUAGCAGUAUCUCUGGGACGAUGAGUGGGAGCCAAGUGCCUGCACAGCAAACUGGUACCACCAGUGCAUCCAGCUUUGGAGCUUUCAGUAACCCAUUCGCUGCCCCUUCUGCUGCACCACAAGCUGCUUCUACCAACCCGUUCCAGACCAACGGAAUGGCGCCAGCUCUGAUGUAUGGCGGAGCGCCGGCGGGGUAUGGACCUGUCCCAGCCGCCUCGGUCCCUGGGGGCUUUGCUGGAUUCCCGCAGCACCCCUUUGCGCAGCAGCAGCAACAGCAGCAGCAGCAGCAGCAGCAAGUCUUUGUUCAGCAGCAGGCCUACCCACAGCAGCAAGGCUACAGCCAGCAGCAGUCCUUCCUGCAACAACAAGCCUUUGCCCAGCAACACAACGGAGCUGGUUUUGGUGCCUUUGGGCAGCCCAAGGCGAUUCCGCGACUGAUGGGGCCAUUGAUACAAGGAGGUGGAGCGUCCAGCAACCCAUUUAUGACUGGUGCCCCACCUGGACAAUUUGCAGCAGGAAGCACAUCUACCAACCCCUUCUUAUAGUGACCUGCAAUGCUUCCAGCAUGUGGCUCUUCCAAAAAAUCCGCCUUAAACUACAAGAGUCGACCAACAGCUGUAACAUACUUUAUGCCAGUACACACAUUUCUAUACCUUGAGGGAGGGAGGGAAUGGGCUGGGGAGCAGAAGCAUUGAAGUAUUUCAAUAUUGUAAUUGUGC